UAGUUGUUAACAAGUUCCUGGUAACAACGCGGUCCACGAGUUGACGCGUGCUUGGCAGUGGGAUGCUGCUAUUACACUCGGCAUUUCAAAAUAAAACAAUAUCUAUCGCCAGCAAUUUAUGCAGAAGAUGAAUUGGUCGAAAGCAGUGACGUGUGCGGCGGUGUAUAAGUAGAAGAUAGCGACCUCAGGGGUGUGUAUAGCAAGCCUGUGCUGGACGCAAUGCCGCUCUUGUCCCAUCUAGUCUGCCUGCUGUGGCUCCUAGCCCUGGCAUCGACAUGCUACAUCCAAAACUGCCCCAGAGGAGGCAAGAGGUCUUUCUUCGACACAGACAUCAGGCAGUGUAUGCCUUGCGGACCUGACAACAGAGGCCGUUGCUUUGGAGCUAACAUCUGCUGCGGGCAAGAGCUUGGCUGCUUCAUUGGGACCUCGGAAACACUGAGAUGUCAGGAGGAGAACUAUCUGCUCUCCCCGUGUGAACCCGCUGGAUCACCCUGUGGAGCAAGUGGUGGGAAAUGUGCAUCGUCGGGUAUCUGCUGCACUGACGAAACCUGUGCCACAGACUCUGACUGCCUGGGGACGGCAGGGAAAUGGAGAAACCCACUGAUGGGAAGAAACCUGACCUUGGUAGACAGUGCUGCAACCAACCUCCUGCUAAGGCUACUGCGCCUAUUUCCUCGGAAGCCUGCUGGGAAGCAGCAGCUAAUAUAAAUGAAUAUUUGUGUCACAGUGGCCUCUCUCGUUAUGUUGUCUUUUUGGGAGGCACUGUGGAUUGGAAGAAGCUGGUCACAAGAGGGCAGAAACAAUGCAUGAUCUGUGACACAUCAGAGUGUACUUAACUAAUAUUCACAGAAUGUCAGUCUGAAUAUUUCCAUCGCUAGUCGUACAUUGUCAAAUGGCAUUUUUAUUUGGAUCAUUUUUAACCGUACCAACUCAAGUUAUUAUUCAUUUUAUCAGUAACAUGUUCACAGUAACAUUAUGGAAGCUUGUAUAUGUACAGUAUACCAAAAAUAAAAUGGAUUAUUGUGUAAUGUG
Molecule: messenger RNA, 1032 nt
Organism: Amblyraja radiata (thorny skate)
Lineage: Eukaryota; Metazoa; Chordata; Chondrichthyes; Rajiformes; Rajidae
Product: vasopressin-neurophysin 2-like
Exons: 3
Coding region: 220-708 (162 amino acids)
Cellular component (GO): extracellular region; secretory granule
Molecular function (GO): neurohypophyseal hormone activity
Source: RefSeq, a predicted model, not a curated record